Trichomonas vaginalis G3 is the source of this 179-nucleotide messenger RNA. RefSeq lists its product as uncharacterized. The transcript has a single exon. The annotation marks the transcript as partial. Lineage: Eukaryota; Parabasalia; Trichomonadida; Trichomonadidae. The record is from RefSeq and is a predicted model, not a curated record.
AAAAUGUCUAGCGAUUUCGCCAUCUAUAUUCGAGACAAGCUUUUCGACAGCAAAACAUCUGUCGACCAUAAAAUCUUACAUAGUGUAAACAAGAAAGGUGAAUUUGUUCUAAAGUUCUGUUUCUGGGAAUAUGACAAGAACCAUAAAACAUUAAGCAGAGAAGUCUUAAAAUUUGUCAA